Molecule: messenger RNA, 231 nt
Organism: Cyclospora cayetanensis
Lineage: Eukaryota; Apicomplexa; Conoidasida; Eucoccidiorida; Eimeriidae
Exons: 3
Source: RefSeq, a predicted model, not a curated record
AACGCUACAGCUGAGCCUGGACGCGAAAAAUGGUUUAUGCCUUUCAUCAUUUUGCUGGCGAUCCUGUUGGCGGCCGCUAUUGUUGCCCUCUGUGUGCACUGCCUUAACGUCCGUUCUUUGCGCAAGAGAGAGGCGAUUAAGGCGCAACAAGCGGCACCCGAGAUUUUUCAUAGUUCAGACACCGAGGCCCCAACCCCCAGGGAGAGGAGAGGCAUCUGGGAACCUGCGUGA